Acytostelium subglobosum LB1 is the source of this 159-nucleotide messenger RNA. RefSeq lists its product as hypothetical. Bases 1 to 159 code for a protein of 52 amino acids. NCBI's taxonomy places the organism in Eukaryota, Evosea, Eumycetozoa, Acytosteliales, Acytosteliaceae. The transcript has a single exon. The record is from RefSeq and is a predicted model, not a curated record.
AUGAAACAGGUGUUUAAUGUUACGCCAGACUCUGACGAUGACUCGGUCAGCGUCACAGGUGACGACCAUCACAUCAAACAUCACUACCUGUUGAGUUGGUUGUCCAUUGUCGGUCCGCUGGUGGGCAUCAAGGUUCCAAAGGAGUUGAUGACUGGAUAG